Messenger RNA from Bactrocera tryoni, 5485 nucleotides. RefSeq lists its product as uncharacterized. Bases 430 to 3012 code for a protein of 860 amino acids. The transcript is spliced from 7 exons. The record is from RefSeq and is a predicted model, not a curated record. Gene Ontology annotation, biological process: signal transduction; G protein-coupled receptor internalization. Lineage: Eukaryota; Metazoa; Arthropoda; Insecta; Diptera; Tephritidae. Gene Ontology annotation, cellular component: cytoplasm. Gene Ontology annotation, molecular function: G protein-coupled receptor binding.
AUUACAUAAAUCGCUUUGAAAACCAAUAAUUUUCGAAAGGCUCAUCGGUAAAAAUAACAAAUUAAAAAAUUUCUGAAAACCAAUGAAAUGAAAAGAAGCGCGUCGCUCAUACGCCACGACAAACCAGCGGCAUAAUAGAUUACGCGAUCACCGAAGUAUAGAAAUUGCCACCACAUCCACCUACAACAAACUAUCUGCACCAACUGUAGGCCGCAAAAAACACGCGGAAUGUCAGUUCAAAGAGUGAUUGCGAAUUAUUGAAGUGAUUAAAUAAGCACAACAGAGCAACUAAUUAAAUGAAGCUAAUUUGUGCAAGUGCGGGUAGUGUGUAUAAAACGUAAUUAAAUAAAACAGGUGCAUAAAAAAUCAAAGACAACACCUUGAAUACACAAACAGCAAAAACAAAGAGCUUGAGUGUCUAGCGGCAGCAUGACUGAGAACAAGGAUAAACACGCCGCCAGCAGUGGCGGCAGCACAGAAAUCGCCAGCAGUCACAACAAUAACGCGCAAGGCCAGAGCACGAACGACGGCGGCAACACCAACAAGCCGAAGGAUAAGAAAAAUGACAACGAAACGACAGUCGCGCUGAGGGAUACGCAACUUGAGCGCGAAAAGGAUAAAGAGCCGCAUGACAGAUGCGCACACAAGGAUGAAUUUGGCACGCAACGUGUCUACAAGAAGACUUCACCAAAUUGUGUGCUCACACUCUACUUACCUUCGCGAGAGAUCACACUUUCCGGCAAUAAUCCAGCUAUAUUGCGAGGCAUUAUUUAUGUGGAUCCAAAGGCGAUACAAGGUUACAGGGUUUAUGCACAAUUAACGUUGACUUUCCGUUACGGCCGCGAGGAUGAGGAGGUGAUGGGUUUGCGUUUCUGCAAUGAGGCUAUUAUGUCGCUACAUCAAGUCUGGCCAAGGAAUGAGGAGCCGGCGCGUGAGUCACUCAGUCCACUGCAGGAAGCCUUAGUGAAGCGUCUUGGCGAUGGCGCACACCCAUUCACACUCACCCUAACCCCACAGGCGCCACCCAGCGUGCAAUUAGUGCCGGCAAAACGUUACUAUGGCGCACCGAUCGGCACCAGCUAUGAUGUGCGCUGCUUUAUAGCGGAUAAAACAGAUGAGAAAUUCCACCGGCGCGCCUCAGUCAAAAUGGGUGUGCGUGUUAUCUAUCGCACCGAUGUGUAUCAGCAGUCGAAUGGACCAGAGAAUUUCGCCGCGCUCAUCAACAAUCAGGGCGCCUCGCCGCCAUCGACUGCGGCGCUCACAUCACCGCCCGCAACGCUUGGUGGUACUGGCGCGCUCAACGCCCAAAAUGGCAACACAACACCCGGCUUGUCUUCGAUGCUGGGCGGCAGCGGCAGCGCUGAUAGUAAUACGAGUUUUGAGGGUACUACCACCGCCAGUUCAGCUGCAACCACACAGAGUCACGCCAAGCCGCGUAAGUCAGAGCGUGGCGAUUCGUUUCCCAAGCUGCGCCUCUCACCGAAGUCUUUUCGCUUUAGCGGUCGCUUUGGACGCAGUAAAAGCGAGAUAGAGAAGUGUCCCAGCGAUCCGUUCUACAAUUACAGUAAAUCGUUUCAAGAGUACGAUUGCACUGCUAUUGCCGGCGGAAUCGGCGCUGUCGGCGUUGGUGGCAUUAGCGGCGCACCACUCACUGCCUCGCCGGGUGGCGGCUGCACGGUCGGUGGUGUGAUUGGCGGUAAUGCAGCAUGCGCGCUUAGUGGCGGCGCCGGUGGUGGACCACAAGGUGCCGUGGACAAGCCAUUCCUCUUGCAGGACGGACGUGUCGGCUUGCGGGCAAGCCUCGAUAAGGCCUGGUAUACGCAUGGCGAGGAUGUCUGCGUGACGGUGAACAUCAAGAAUGACAGCCGCAAGACGGUGCGGAAAGUGCGGGUGUGCGCCAUUCAACACGUCGAUGUCUGCAUGUUCAACAAUGGAAAAUUCAAAAAUAUUGUCGCUGACUCGGACAGCUCGCCCGUGGACCGCACAGUAGCGCCUGGCAGCACGAUGAACACCACAAUCAUACUAAAGCCACAACGGGGUCAAACGAAAAACUGGAUCGCGCUCGAAGACACACUGCAGCGCAGCACAGAGCCCGAAGAAAUCACCGGCGUCAUUGCUGCCUCAGCGAUACGCUCUCCAAAUCUUAUACUUGCGCCCGGGCAGGCCAUUAACCCAUGCCCCAGUCCGGCUGUAGGCAUACCGCAACCCAGCGGCUAUCAUGGACACGGUGUGUCCGGCGUUGUGGGCGACGACCGCAAUGUCUUCGCCAUUUAUGUAUCCUACUAUGUGAAGGUCAAAUUGACGUUGAGCGGCAUGGGUGGCGAACUGUCACUAAAGUUGCCCUUCGUGCUAGUGCAUGUCGAAGAGCCAAGAGUGGAGCACAGAGUGGAAAGACUUGCGCUAGACGAUGUGCCGGCUGGCAAACGGAACGGCAACAAAACAAAAAGCGGCGCUGCCACGUCGACGUCCGGCAUAACGGGAACUACGCCACGCAAAGAUGGCAAUGGACGUCUCAGCGCGCAACCAAAGCAACUUGAUCGCAUCGAAUCGGUGGACGAUGAGAUACGUUUGCCAAUACCAGAUACAGCUGUGCCAAGUACUGCGCCAGCUGCCAGCAGCAAGCGCAAGCUUGUUCGCAGCGAAACAUUGGCUAAAGAUUUGGACGAGGAAAUCGAAGAGCAAACAGAGGCGGAAGCGGCAAAAGCGACGCUUAGCACCGAAGAGAGUUUGCCGCAUGACGGUGAAGAGCUGGAGCAAGUGCACAUAGUGCAAAUACACUCACAUGUAGCAGAGAGCAUUGAAAAAGAAACGGUCGAGGACCCUCAAGAGGAGUCAGACAAAAAAGAGCAGGAAAUUGUAGAGUCUAUGGAACCAGAGGAAGAUAUUAAGCAGUCACAAGAUGAAUCAGCAAAUGAUGAAGCAAAAGAAGAAGAAAAAGUGGAGUCAGAUGCGAGCGCGUUGGAAGAGACGCCUAACGUCGAUGAGCAUCACCCUCAAUCCUCACAUGUGUGAUUCUCAUUUCUGCGCGGCAUGUUUCACAAGAAACGGCAAACAAAGUGAGGUACUUAGCAGAGGUAUAGGCGCUUUUUUCGGCUAUAACCGCGUCAGCGGUGUCUACGCUUAUGAAAAAGAAAUCUCUUUUUGGAUAUAACCAAGAAAGAAAAAAGGAGUAUAUAUUUAAAGAAAUAUAGAAAAAGAAAAUGCUUUGAGAAUGAAAGAAGCAUAAGAAAUGACAACUGGAGGUGCGUUGCUUUUUUGGAUCAUCAGGAAUGAUCUCCAAGAGAAAAUACUUAUAAAUAUAACCUUAAGCUACAAGUAAAGUAAAAUAAGGAACUUUGAAAACAAAUUAUCUGUUUAGGUAUUCCAUAUGAAACCGAUUAUAUAAUAUUAAAAAUAGAGUAAAAAAAUCACUACAGAACAUACAAUUUAUUGAGCCCAAACGCAUGGAGAAACCUCUAACAAGUGCAAGAAAGGAAAAUUUUCGAGGCAGAACUCUUAAUAUUUUUUCGGAAAAGAUAAUCAAAUAGACUUAGAAGUUCCUGAAACAUAAUGAAAACACGAUCUCGCAACUACAAUUCAAAACUAUCAAGCCACAAACAAGAAUAUAGAUUUCUGAGAUCUCGAGUGAAAACGUGAGAUCGAAAGUGAAAACGCUUGUAUAGUAGAUCUAGAAUUAUGUUACUCGCACUCUAAGUUAAAAGAAAAUAUUCCUUCGAAGUAUGAUAAUAGUUUUAGAUAGUAGUGCAUAUGCCCAGACAGUCGGGUCUACGUAACCGGAACGGACCUAGAUUUUUUAUCCGCUACAACAACAACUCCUAGAAAUCAACGUAAAACUAACCACAAAUUACGGAUUCAUACUGAACGUUAGUUAGGAUAUUGCCUCCCUACUAAAUGAACUUAAGACUUUUCAAACCAAACUAAAAAAGUUUUGCGCUGUUUGAGACAAAACCUAUUUUGUAAAGAUUAUGGAUCUUUCAAAUUUUUUCGAAAUAUUUGCAGUUCUUACAUUCAAUAAUUUCUCGAUGCAUUAAAAAUAUUUUAAAAACAAUUUUUAAAUGUGAACCAAAAAAAAUUGAAUUUGUUUCAAAACGCAAACUGAUUUCAACAGAGCAAACAUGGUUUCAAGGUCGACCUUUCAAGGUAAAAAGAUGGUAAAACGAAAUUUAACAAGAAUUAAGGAAAGAUUCAUUCAGAAAUUAAGGAAGGAUUCAGCAAGGAAUAUUUCACCGUUUUGAACUUUUUGAAAGAGUUGGAAUUAGACUUGUUUUGAGAGUUCUAACCUUAAAAGAAGUCGAUUGUAAAUAGACAUAGCCUUAAAAUAAUCUUAAGUAACUUAAAAGAUUAUGAUAAACUAUGAUAAAAUGAAAGGAUAAAAAAUAUGAAAAUGUUGUAACGCUAUCCAUAUUAACGAUAGAAAAAGAUACAACAAGAGAUUGUUUGGCCUCUAAGCAAGCAGAUGAUCUAGCUUCCAACCUACUCUAACCCCAAACAGUUGAUAAAUUUGCAUGAAACAAUAUUGACCGAAAAUCAAAUAACCUAUAAUUUAUUUAUAUCAAUAUAGAUUUUAUUGAUUACCAAAAACCGCGGAUACUGAAUGCAAAAGCCGAUUUUAAGCAAGUGAAAACAAAAUAAACAAACUCCGAAAAGAUCCAAAAUGAUCUCAACAACUGUAGAAAUGCGUUCGACCUCUCUAAAUAGAAAAUAUUUAGCUAAAAAUGCAAACAUUACCGAUAGUUCAGUAAAAUGUGACAUACAAAAUUGUAAGCAGCACCAUUUUUAUAAGAACUAGAGCUAAGUUAAUGAGUCUAAAAACAAGAAGAGGUUUCUAAAUGUAAAGCUGAAAUGAAUUUUGAAUAGUUUGAAGCAUAUAGAAUAAAAGAAAAUGUAUUAAAACAAAUUUGGAGAACUGACAGCUUUGCAAUUUUCAUUGAAGCAACUUGAAAACUAAAUUAUGAUCAUACUGAAAACAGAAAAACUAUACAGUUAAACUAGUGUACGACUUAGAAGCAGAAAAUAAAUUUGUGGCACCAAAUUGGAUAAGUUAUUUUUGCUAAAAACUACAAUUAGAUUAUUAAGAAAAACGCUUUGUGUAAAUAGUGGUUCCCAAACUUUAUGUAUGUAUAUGAGUAACCAGUAAAGUUACACAUAGAAUAAUAUUUGUUAAAAAAAAAUAAAUAAAUAGUGUUAAAUACGGUUUAUGAGGCCAUAGUAUGUACCAACUAGACACUAUGGAAACAUAUACCUAUAUAUAAAUAUUGUUAUAAAGUACGGUUUCGGUGUUACAAGGACUAGAAAACUUACGUACAUAUCGGUUUAUAUGUAUAUUUUACAGCAAAUCCUACAGGAAAUAAAUUUACAUAUGCGCAUGAUGCCUAAUAACAGAAAAUAUGCUGAAGGCGAAAAUGUAGCUUGGAAAUUACAACACAAAACAGUUUACCAUAUGUCUUCAAAAUAUGGUACCUAUUAGUUAAAUAUUAUAAAACAG